Molecule: messenger RNA, 1530 nt
Organism: Plasmopara halstedii
Lineage: Eukaryota; Oomycota; Peronosporomycetes; Peronosporales; Peronosporaceae
Product: ef hand protein
Exons: 2
Coding region: 1-1530 (509 amino acids)
Biological process (GO): cilium assembly
Cellular component (GO): motile cilium
Source: RefSeq, a predicted model, not a curated record
AUGCAGUUUACGCCACAACAACUUGUUGGCGCAGGGCGCUAUGCACCCAAAACUCACGUCGGCAAUUGGAAUGAAGACCGAAUGCUCGAAGAGGCUCGAAUGAAGGAGUUUGCGCUGCGUAAAGGACAAGGCUCGUUGCUGGUCACACACACAUUAAAAAUGGCUUUUUUAAACGAGAAAGCGCCGCGCUCACUCGAUUCAGAAGGCCUUAUCCGUUUUAAUCAUGUUGUGGCUUUACAUCACAUUGAGUCCGACACAGUUUUGGCGUGUAAUACUUUCGAAGAGACCCCUUCAAUUGGCAGUAACGAGUAUCUCGUCACUGCCAUGUCUUCGACUGCUUGUCUCAGUCGAAACUCAUUUCGUCUAAUAUCCCCACAGACGUGGAAAGUGGCAAUAGCCUGUGGAAACUUCUCCCUUGACGCCCCCAGCGAACCUUUGCACUACGACGAGCCAUAUCUUAUCAUGUGCAAUGAGAGUUUACUUGUAGACGACAAGAGCAUUUUUUUGAAAUCACCUCUUUUCCUUAUGUCUGGUUUAAAGACUGAUCGAUCGAUGAGCCCAAUCACGUACAAGCAGCGUGUGUGGCUAAGUGCAGAUGCGGACAGUGGUGCACUGUGGAGUUGUGCUCGGGCUGACUUGGCAGGAACAGAUAAAUAUCUCGCUGGCGGCCAGCAAAUCAUGUCUGGUGACCGAAUUACCGUCGUGCACAAAAUGACCGGACAGGCUUUACUUACAUCUAGUGGCAGCAAGCAGCGUACAGACUUUGGUAUUGAGCUUGAGGUUUCCGCUUAUUCUGCCAGAGAAGCUGGCAAGCGACACCAUCUCGCAGCCGAAAUUGAGGGCACACGUACGCCUGAUAAUGAAGGUAACCGCAAUAUGGCCUCGAAUAUCUGGACGUUCGAGCUUGCUAAGUCGACUGACGAAGCUCGAGAUGAGCGCAAGUUGCCCCGAUUUGCUAAUUUAAGUUCUGUGAUUGAUGUCCUUCACAGCUGUCUAGGGGCAGACCACUUGUAUGCAUUUCGAGAAUUGAUUGUCGCUUUCACCCGAAUUAAUACAAAGGGAACGGGACAUCUUGAUCAUGAAGUGGCUAAAUGGGUGAUUCGCCAGCAAAUAAAAAAUCUUCCAUUGCGCGAUGAACAUCUAUCCUUGCUUUUCGAUCACUUUGACAAGCAAAAGACUGGCUACUUCCCGCUAACUGAUCUACUUCAGGCGUUGCGUGCUCCGGUUAUCGGAAACCGCAAAGUGCUUAUCAGUGCAACCUUUGAUCGGCUGCAACAAAAAGCGCCUGAUAAAAGGCUCACGCUUGCUUCUAUAUGCGCGGCCUACAAUCCCUCUAUCGACUCGCGAGUCGGACCGCAACAAUUACAGCCCAGCGAUGCAGUUGCAGCGUACAGAAAUUUGUGGCCGAAUCAGAAUACGAGUGCGGAAAUAUCGUGCUGUGACUUUAUCGAGGUGUACUCAGAUAUAUCUCGAGUUGUGGCUCACGACAAUCACUUUGAGCAACUUCUUGCUGAGAGUUGGGUUAAAUAA